GCGAGCGUUAGUGGUGCACAGUGGCUCUCUUCUCAAGCGGUUAAAGUGCUGUCAAAAAGUAGUUUUAAGCGCAAAGGACAAUGGAGGUAAACGGCGGUCCUGCGAACUCCACAGUGACUGCAGAGGUGUCGUUGUCGUUUCAAGAGGAACUAACCGCGACCCUGCAAAACGCUCUCGGUGUGGCGGUGGAGAUCGCCGUGGUGGAGAUCACCAGACUGCUGGAAAGAGCCCUCCGAGAGGUGCAGGGACAGAUUCAGGAGGCUCUGCGGGACAACAGCGCGCUCAAGUUUAGACUGCAAACCGCUGAAACUCAACUUUCUUCAGUGUGCGGUGGCCUGGACCAGCAGGCGCUGAGCCUUGAGGAUUUCCCCGUCAGUAACAGCAGCAGCGGCGGCGGUCAGUUGAUGACAAACAACCCUCCUCCCCUCAGCAGAGCGCAGCGUGGGGGGCUCCAGGUCAGUGCUCUUAACAUCCGGCAACAAACCCAGUCCAGUGUGAACUCUGAACAAGAUUAUGUGCCGUGUGAACCAAAGGACACCAAUGUUUUCCAGCGAGCACCGGUCUGCGGGAACCCACUCGCAGAAUCGACUUUAAACUCUGAUUCACUAGAAGAAGCGACCCACUAUCGCCACAGGGCCAAUGACACCAAGAAUGAGCAGCACGGUAUGACCAAAACUGACCUGUCAUGUGCUGGAGCAGUUUCGCAUGUGCUAAGUGAUCCGUUGUCCCUUGAGGUGGCUGUAAAGGUGGAGAAAGAGGAGGGUUAUGGUGACCCAAUCCCUGUAUCCAUCUCUGUAGCAGAAGAGCCAAACUCAGACAGUCUUUCUCUGGCUCAAUCGCGACUGCUGGAAGACUGGAGACCUGAGCAAUUGCAAUCAGAGAACUGCCAAACAAACAUGCCCUGCCAGUCCUCCAACCACCCUGUUGAUUUCCUGUCGUCGUCAAGCUCGGGCCAGCAAAUCCACUUUCCAAAGCUCAACAAUCACAAGAGGCCCGAGCACUUUAUGUUUCCCGGAGGCCCAGGACCGUACCAUUGUAUCAUAUGUGGACGAGACUUCAACCGCAAGCACCAUCUGAAGAUUCAUCAGAGGAUCCAUACAGGAGAGAGGCCGUACACAUGCUCCAUCUGCAGCGCACGCUUCCGGCAUGCUUUGACUCUUAAGCGUCACUUCCGCCUUCAUACAGGAGAGAAACCUUAUACUUGCGGUCAGUGUGGGAAAAAGUUUCGAAAUGAUGGUGGAUUGCGGUCGCAUCAGUGUUCAUGACACCUGCUGUAUGAAUGCAUUAUUUAUGGUAGUCUUGCGACGUUAAUGAGCUAUAUGCACAGAGACAUUUAAUUACAGCCAGCCUCAGAGCUUCCAGUGAACUGUCUUUACAUUUUAAAAUUGACACGUUUAAGAUUUGAUUUCCUUAAAAAUCUGUACUUUUACUGCCUGAGAUAUACGACAUAAAGUGGGUCUCAGACCAGACAAGAAGCACUGCAUUAAAUUCCAUUUCCCCCUGUCAUGUCUUUAAAAUAUGACAAGUCAUUUUACCCCAGUAUUUUCAAUGGAGUUACAGCGCUCACCUGCUGAUCCUGAUGGCGCUAGAGGUUACAUGGUCUUUCAUCUCGUUUUACGCUUGAACAACUUAAGUCUGUUCAACUGGAUUAUCAUUGGCUGAAAAACACUAGCUGUGCAUAUAGCCCAUUCAAUAUCAGGUCACCCCAGGCAUUGAAAGGUUAGGAGAAGCAAAGUUCACCCAAAAAUGAAUGAAUCUUCUAGCGUAUCUCAGAUUAGCUAUGGUUAAUCUUCAAAGCACAAUCUAAGCUAUUUUUAAUGAUGCCUGUUUCUGUUUUUCUGAUAAUCAAGAUUAAAAUGAUCAUAAAGGAUUUGUAAAUCUGUAUGAAUAAUGACACAAUUGUUAUUCAUUUUGGGUGAACUAACCCUAUGAAUGUUCAUGAAUUAAUACCCGGAAGAACUGGAUGAGGAGCAUUUGGUGAAUGGAUGUCCCUUAUACCUUUAAUGCCUUUUCAAAUAUUUUGUGCCUGACGUAGGGCUGUGCUAUUUAUUUAUUUAUGUAUUUAUUAUGCUUAUUUUGAAUCCCUGAUUUCUUUCACAAAAAAUGUCUUUGUGAUUUUAAAUAG
This is a messenger RNA of Danio aesculapii, 2125 nucleotides long. RefSeq lists its product as uncharacterized. Lineage: Eukaryota; Metazoa; Chordata; Actinopteri; Cypriniformes; Danionidae. The coding region runs from base 81 to 1265 and encodes 394 amino acids. Gene Ontology annotation, biological process: regulation of transcription by RNA polymerase II. The record is from RefSeq and is a predicted model, not a curated record. Gene Ontology annotation, molecular function: RNA polymerase II cis-regulatory region sequence-specific DNA binding; DNA-binding transcription factor activity. The transcript has 3 exons.